AUUAAAGACAGUAGCUGCAACAGCUCACAAUAAAACGCCGGAUCAUCUCUUUUUUAAAUGGAAAGGAUCAGUCGAUAGAUCUGAAAGAAAGAAAGAAAGAAUGGGAAGCUACAAGAUGUGCCUCUGCUUCACGAGGAAGUUUGGGAGCAAAGAAGCUGAGCUCCCUCCCGACGUAGUCCAUGUUUUCUCCAACUUCUCCGAUGGCGCUGCUAAUAUGACAGCCGAUCAGCUCCUUCGCUUCCUUUUGGAAUUCCAAGGAGACACCACUGCCACCAUUUCUGACGCUGUUUCCAUCAUCGAGCAGAUUCGACAUCGCCGCCCCAUCAGCAUUUUCUCAAAGCACGCUCUCACAGUCGAGGAUUUCCAUCAUUACCUCUUCUGCGACGAUCUCAACCCUCCAAUCAAAUCUGAGGUUCAUCAUGCUAUGACUGCUCCACUAUCCCAUUAUUAUAUAUAUACUGGCCACAAUUCCUAUUUGACUGGCAAUCAACUCAGCAGUGAUUGCAGCGAUGUCCCAAUCAUAAAGGCACUGAAGAGAGGGGUGAGGGUAAUUGAACUGGAUAUGUGGCCAAACUCAACAAAAGAUAAUGUUGAUAUACUUCAUGGAAGGACACUGACUACUCCAGUGGAGCUCAUCAAAUGUUUGAGGUCCAUUAAAGAACAUGCUUUUGUUGCAUCUCCAUAUCCUGUUGUAAUUACUCUAGAAGACCACCUUACUCCAGAUCUUCAAGCUAAAGUAGCGGAGAUGGUCACUGAAAUAUUUGGAGCAAUGCUGUUUUACCCUGAGGGAGAACUGUUAACUGAAUUCCCUUCACCGGAAGCAUUGAAGAAGCGAGUUAUUAUUUCCACUAAACCACCAAAAGAAUACCUUGAAUCUAAGGCUUUUAAGGAGAAUGGAUCACAGAAAGAAAAAGAUUCAGCACAUGAAGAAGCAUGGGGAAAGGAGGUUCCAGACUUUAAAGCUUCACUAGAAACUGACGACAAGAAUGAGAAUGAUCGUGGCGAACAAGUCCAGGAUGAGGAUGAUCUUGAUGAUGGUGACCGCAUGUCGCGUCCACUUUCAGCACCUGAAUACAAGCGUCUAAUUGCUAUUAGAGCUGGGAAACAGAAAGGUGGGUUAAAAGGUUCACUAAAGGUGGUUCCUAAUGAAGUCAAGCGUCUUAGUUUGAGCGAACAAGCACUCGAAAAGGCCGCCGAUUCUCAUGGAACUGAUCUUGUAAGAUUCACCCAGAAGAAUUUGCUGAGGGUGUACCCAAAGGGUAUCCGUUUUGACUCCUCGAAUUACAACCCAUUCAUUGGAUGGAUGCAUGGAGCUCAGAUGGUCGCAUUUAAUAUGCAGGGAUAUGGCAGGUCGCUCUGGCUGAUGCAUGGAUUUUUCAGUGCUAAUGGAGGGUGUGGUUAUGUGAAAAAACCUGAUUUUUUGAUGGAGAUUGAUCCUGAUAGCAAGGUCUUUAAUCCUAGAGAAAAUUUGCCCGUGAAGAAAACCUUGAAGGUGAGAGUGUAUAUGGGGGAUGGAUGGCGUUUGGAUUUCCAUCACACCCAUUUUGAUACAUACUCCCCGCCAGACUUUUAUACAAGGGUUGGUAUAGCUGGAGUGCCAGCUGAUUCUGUGAUGAAGAAAACAAGGGCAAUUGAGGACAACUGGAUACCUGUUUGGGACGAAGAGUUCGAAUUCUCAUUGACUGUUCCAGAACUGGCUUUGCUUCGGAUUGAAGUGCAUGAGUAUGAUAUGUCUGAGAAAGAUGAUUUUGGCGGCCAGGCAUGUCUGCCUGUAUCAGAGCUGAGGUCAGGGAUCCGAGCUGUCCCACUUUAUGACCGAAAGGGUGAGAAGUUCAAGUCUGUAAAGCUUCUUAUGCGGUUUCAAUUUGUUUGAAACUGUUGCUAAGUUGCAUUCAAUUGUAAGACUUUUUCGUAGUGCCAUAGGGAUAUGGUGGUUGUGUAUUAUAUUGUUCAUUUCUACCCAGCAUUUAAGAGUUGUGAUUUUUGCAUGUUGAGCUGUAAUGGUUGUUUUUGUCUAUAUGACUAUUGUGGUUCAAACCUUUGUGAUAAGUUCGUGUUUUUA
Messenger RNA from Magnolia sinica, 2062 nucleotides. RefSeq names its product phosphoinositide phospholipase C 2-like. The record is from RefSeq and is a predicted model, not a curated record. Gene Ontology annotation, biological process: phosphatidylinositol-mediated signaling; lipid metabolic process. The transcript has 9 exons. Lineage: Eukaryota; Viridiplantae; Streptophyta; Magnoliopsida; Magnoliales; Magnoliaceae. Gene Ontology annotation, molecular function: phosphatidylinositol-4,5-bisphosphate phospholipase C activity. The coding region runs from base 101 to 1873 and encodes 590 amino acids.